Messenger RNA from Saccostrea cuccullata (small rock oyster), 485 nucleotides. RefSeq names its product large ribosomal subunit protein P2-like. The transcript has 4 exons. The coding region runs from base 104 to 439 and encodes 111 amino acids. The record is from RefSeq and is a predicted model, not a curated record. Gene Ontology annotation, biological process: cytoplasmic translational elongation. Gene Ontology annotation, molecular function: structural constituent of ribosome. Lineage: Eukaryota; Metazoa; Mollusca; Bivalvia; Ostreida; Ostreidae. Gene Ontology annotation, cellular component: cytosolic large ribosomal subunit; ribosome.
AAAUUUUUACCCACAAUGCAUCACAAAUGUACUUCCUUUCUAAAGAAAUUCUCAAACCUUACGGUGGUGUGACUACGUUUCGUGUCAAAAACAGACUUAAAAAAUGCGUUACGUAGCGGCCUACUUGCUUGCAGCUCUUAGCGGCAACAGCAACCCUUCUGCAGCUGACCUAAAGAAGAUCAUCGGGUCAGUAGGAAUUGAUGCAGAGGCUGACAAAAUUGAAAAAAUCAUCAAUGAACUAAAGGGAAAAAGUAUUGAAGAACUCAUCACUCAAGGCCAAGAGAAGCUUGCAUCUGUGCCAUCUGGUGGUGCAGUGGCCGCCAGUGCUCCCGCUGGAGGAGCCCCUGCCGAGGCAGCACAAGAAAAGAAAGAAGAGAAGAAGAAGCCCGAGCCAGAAUCCGAGUCCGACGACGAUAUGGGAUUUGGUCUCUUCGAUUAAAAAAGGACUAUAUAUGUCUUAAAGAAAUAAAUCAUAAAACAAUUUA